AUGUCCUUCUUUUUUUCUUCUUUCUUUUUUCUCCCUUCCUUUCUUUCUUUGAUCUAUCUAUCUAUCUAUCUAUCUAUCUAUCUAUCUAUCUCAGCCUGUUCAAAUCUAUCUAUCUAUCUAUCUAUCUAUCUCAGCCUGUUCAAAUCUAUCUAUCUAUCUAUCUCAGCCUGUUCAAAUCUAUCUAUCUAUCUAUCUAUCUAUCUAUCUAUCUAUCUAUCUAUCUAUCUAUCUAUCUAUCUCAGUCUGUUCAUAUCUAUCUAUCUCAGUCUGUUCAUAUCUAUCUAUCUAUCUAUCUAUCUAUCUAUCUAUCUAUCUCGGUCGGUUAAUAUCUAUCUAUCUAUCUAUCCUAGUCUUCUGUUCAUGAUCUAUCUAUCUAUCUAUCUAUCUAUCUAUCUAUCUAUCUAUCUAUCUAUCUAUCUGGUGAAUUCGUUACGUCGGACUUUCCGUUAUCGUCCUGAUACUAUCUAUCUAUCUAUCUAUCUAUCUCAGUCUCUUCUUAUCUAUCUAUCUAUCUAUCUAUCUAUCUCAGUCUCGUCAUAUCUAUCUUUCUUUCUAUCUAUCUAUCUCAGUCUCGUUUUAUCUAUCUAUCUCAGUCUCUUCUUAUCUAUCUAUCUAUCUAUCUAUCUAUCUAUCUAUCUAUCGCAGUCUCGUCAUCUAUCUAUCUAUCUAUCUAUCUAUCUAUCUAAAUCUGUGCACAGCUUGCGCUGUGAACAUGAUUAUGCAAAAAUACUGCUUUUUACAUCUAUAUUUUUUCAAAAAUGA
Acanthosepion pharaonis is the source of this 762-nucleotide messenger RNA. The record is from the annotation of a GenBank genome assembly. NCBI's taxonomy places the organism in Eukaryota, Metazoa, Mollusca, Cephalopoda, Sepiida, Sepiidae.